Symphalangus syndactylus (siamang) is the source of this 856-nucleotide messenger RNA. RefSeq lists its product as uncharacterized. The record is from RefSeq and is a predicted model, not a curated record. Lineage: Eukaryota; Metazoa; Chordata; Mammalia; Primates; Hylobatidae.
AUGGAAGCCCAGAAGAUGUGGGAAAGGGGAUCAACACACCAGCAAAGGUCAUUUGGGUUUGGAUUACAAAUUGCCGUCACCUCAGAGAAGAGGAGAGGGAAUCUGUUUGAGAAGAACGUUUCUCUGCAGCUAAGGAUUAGCAGGCAUCUGCAAGCCCGCCCCGCAGGGAUCUUCGAAAGAUACCUCAGUAUACACUGCCCACAGUUAAGAAACCACGACCUGAGACAUUGUUUUGAAGAGGUGAAAACGCCUCCACUCAAGUGGCCCAGGAGCGUGAUCCAGGAAGACGAACACACAGAACCAUCUUCUGCAUUAUUUGAAAAUUCAGUGGAAACUAGUGUGGGGAAAGCAGUCAAGCCCGCGCGGAGCGAUUGUGAGGGGCUCUGCUGGAAUUUGGCAGCGCGGAGGCUUGGAGAGAAGCCCCAUGCUGGCUCCCAUUCAGCCGGCCCGUUUUCCUCGAGCUUUGGAAGUUUCACUCAGCCGUGCACUCAAUGGCUUCACAAAGCUGAUUACAAGCUUCAGCGCAUUCCUGAAGGAGCCAAAAGCGACGCAGGUGCAAACGAGCCGAGGGAGCCCCUUAUCCCGGACUCCAAGCUGCUGUCCCCUCUCUGCCGCAUCCGAGGCUGGAAAAACUUCCUAGGAGAAGGCAAGAGAAAGCCACCAGACCAGAGCCGAGGACUCAACUUUAAGGUCGAAGACGGCGGAGGGGCAGGUUCUCCCCUGCACACCCCAAGGCCUCUCCUGCACCCACGAGGCCUGCUCUCCUUCUGACAAAAGGAGGGGGUAGGAUGUGGAGGGGUAGUGCAACCAAUAAUGUUUUUGUAAACACAACAGGGAAAUACACGGAGGAAAUCUA